AUGGCUGCCCUGAACAAACUCAAGCAAGCCCAUCAGCAAGGCGUUGUUCUAGGGUUGAAAGGCGUUGGUGAUGUGAAGCCACGCUACGAUAUUGAUGUCUUCUUGUUGAAGUACCCGGACACGUUCAACUUAUUCUGUCUUGCCCUCGGCGAGUUGAUGAAUGAUCCCGACUCAACCAAGAUCAUGGGCUACUAUCAGAUUGCAGGCAUCCACGGACUUCCCAGUGCUAUGUGGAAUGGGGUUGCAUCCAGCACCAAAGAGACUAUCGGCACGACGAAGUAUGAUCAAUCUGGCUAUUGCGUACAUGGCCUGCCAGAGUUUCCGACAUGGCAUCGUCCUUACUUGGCCAUGUUGGAACAAUCUAUUUACUUGAAGAUGCUCGAGAUUGCGCAGAGCUAUCCGCAGAAAGCCGACCAAGACGCUUACCGAACAGCCGCUCAAGAUUUCCGAUUGCCAUAUUGGGAUUACUUUCGAGCACGCGGCCAGAAUGCCAAAUAUGGCACGCGAACUUUCUCCUGGGAUUUCAAGGCUCCCAGGAUCUUCACCGAGACCGAGAUCAUGCUGGAUGUCCCAGGAAAAGGCUUUGUGAGAAGACCCAAUCCUCUGCAGUCGUUCAGCUUCCUUAAGGGUGGCAAGCUACCGCAGAAAGACUGGGACCUUGUGCCUCUGAAGUUAAGCGUUUACGACAAAGACAAAACCCUUCGACACCCCCGGAACGAUCAUCCAGUGGACCACUUGAACUACACUCUCAACACGAAUUGGCAAGAUGAUCUACGCGACAUCUCCAACGCAAUCAGUGAUUACGACCAUGAGAAGAUGGAUGGGUUCGUCACGAAUUACUACAGAUCCUUGGAAGGCAUUCAUGGGGAUUAUCAUAUCAACAUCGGUAACACCGCAGGUCACAUGAGUGACGUGCCGAUUGCGGCUUUCGAUCCGAUCUUUUGGAUCCAUCACGCCCAAAUUGAUAGAUGGUUUGCGGUGUGGCAGGCAGCACAUCCGGACUCUUGGUUUGAUCCCGGCGAGGAUCAAGCACCGCUGCUCCCUUUCAGGACUUCAAAAGGCGAUACCCCGGCCAACGAUCGGUUCUGGGAUUCAGCAGGCUCGAAAUCCACCGAAACCUUUGGCUACACCUAUCCCGAUCUCAAAACAACACUCGAGCCUCAUCAGCAAGGGUACAACAAACAGGUCGCCAAGGAUUUUGUGGAUCGAUACAGAUGGGCACAGCGAACGUCUAGAAGUCCGACCAUUACUGGCACACCGCCGUCGGAAGGCCGGCUUGACAUGAGUAUUCUACCCGUGGAUUCUGAGGCGCAGGUUUUCCAGUAUGACAAGACGUCCAAGCCUAGAAAAAAAACACCAAGUGAACCCACGGCUGAACAGAAAGCGACUGCGGCUCAGCGAUCAUUGAAGCACAUGGACCCGGCUGAAGUCGCCAUGGCAGACGAUUCCGACAUUGACGAGUCACGAGUGGAACGUCAAUGGUAUGUAGAUGACUCUGUGGAAAGGCUUGCUCUCAAUGGAUCUUUUACCAUCUUCUACUUCAUUGGAACUCCACCCCCGGUUGCUGUCCCCACAAGUCAAUAUAUAUCCUAUCGCACGCUCGGCGGAAUCAGCCACAUCUUUGCCGCUCCAGUCGAAGCAUGCGACAACUGCCACAUGCAGGCAGUAAAUCUCAACCAUCUACAGACCGACACGGCGGGAAUCACGUCCACCUUGCUCGACUACAUGCUGACCGGAGACCUUGCGGACCUCAGUCCCGAGAAUGUGAAGCCUUUCUUGGUCAAAAACUUGAAAUGGAGAGUGGUAACGGCUACCGGAGAGCUUGUCGAUCCUCGCACCAUCCCGAGCUUGAAGUUCGGCAUUACUUCCAGGCUGGAGACUGUGGGUGACGAUGGUGGCAGGGUCACAUGGCAAGAGUUCCCUGAAGUCAUCACAGAGAUCAUCCAAGCCUCUUCGUAG
Fonsecaea multimorphosa CBS 102226 is the source of this 1959-nucleotide messenger RNA. RefSeq lists its product as uncharacterized. Lineage: Eukaryota; Fungi; Ascomycota; Eurotiomycetes; Chaetothyriales; Herpotrichiellaceae. Gene Ontology annotation, molecular function: oxidoreductase activity. The record is from RefSeq and is a predicted model, not a curated record. The coding region runs from base 1 to 1959 and encodes 652 amino acids. The transcript is spliced from 6 exons.